AUGGGCUCGCUUGCAAAUUCGAGAGAGUCGGGUUCGCACGGGGGUAUCAAUCCCCAGGGAGUUGUUUGCCUUUUCCCAGUGAUUGGGCAUACUAGUCAUUCUGAAGUUCGCUUUGACCCGGAGACUCCCAGCGCUCUCCUGCAACUAUCCGGCAAACUACAGAUAGGCGCCCAUGUCCUGUUGUCAGCAAUAUGGGCAACAGUUCUUGGUCGAUACACGGACGCUGACACAACUCGUUUCGAACUUUUUGUCGAGGCGGCAAUCGCCGACAACGGAUAUAUUGGGCGGGAAGUCGCUAUCACUGUCGACUCGACUGCGCCAAUGACAUCGCUCUUACAAAAAGAAAAUUGGGUGCCACUAGCGGACUGCGAUCACGACCGUGCAUCAUACAACACGAAGGUUUUCAUACUGAAGAUGUCGGAUGACGAUGAAUAUACCAUAGCAGCGCAGCUGGCCCAGCGCUCUACACAGGUACGGGCCAUCGGACACGACAAAGUGCCCUCUGACUUCGUUCUCUGUAGUUCCGUGAAGUUAAUGUAG
Molecule: messenger RNA, 540 nt
Organism: Penicillium mononematosum
Lineage: Eukaryota; Fungi; Ascomycota; Eurotiomycetes; Eurotiales; Aspergillaceae
Product: nonribosomal peptide synthetase 12
Exons: 1
Coding region: 1-540 (179 amino acids)
Source: RefSeq, a predicted model, not a curated record